AUGGCAAAUAUUCUCCAGCAAUUUGAAGCAAAUACCAAUGAAGAUGAAAGUCAACAAGAGGAUUUAAAUCUCUUUACCGCUUCAUUACUUUGGUCUGAAAAGGAAGCUCAACUAGCUACUCUAGAAUCCAAAGCCGGUGAUAGCCUAGAAGAUCUUUUUCGGCCGCAAGAAACAACCAUACAAAGUUACGAUGAAAACUACGAGGACAUUUUGAGGCAAACAUAUGAAUCCCCAGAUUCUAGCUUAAUAGAACAAUUAAGCGAUAAGACUGAUGAAGCUGAUGAAGGAGAGGUAGUCGUUGAAUGCGAAGAUAGCAAAAAACCGCUUGGAAAUGAACAGAAUUUGGAGGCCGCCAUUGAACAACGUAUUAUCUUCUGUACCCUACAAUAUUUAUUCAUUCAUUUUACCAGUAGUGACUUCGUAAGUUCAUGCAAAGUUACCAAUACAGAUUUUAAACGUUCGAAGCUUACAGCUGUAGAUUGA
Messenger RNA from Enterobius vermicularis (human pinworm), 483 nucleotides. Lineage: Eukaryota; Metazoa; Nematoda; Chromadorea; Rhabditida; Oxyuridae. The record is from the annotation of a GenBank genome assembly.